AUGCAGAAUCCCGCAGACGGUCCAAAUGAAGAUGCUGCGGCGCCUAAGCCGAAGCGCGCUAGGAGGAAGCCCAAGGCCCCAGCCCGUGUCACCGAGGAGGGUGGUGAAACCGAAGGAGCAGAAGCUGGAGGCACAGUUGAUCCAGCAGAAGAACAGGGCGUCGCGACACGAAAGCGGCCCAAGAAUAUCUUGGACCAUCUCGUUUUUGAUGAUGAAGAUCGCGAAAACCCUGAGAAAACAAGGAUCAAUUCCAGCUCCAUGCCCAUGGGUGUGCUCACGAGGGACAUCUCUCUGGUUGGUACCAUAUCGCAACGAGAAGAAGCACUGUCGAAAAUUGAUUGGGAUGAAGAGAAGCGCAAGCGGAUGGAAGAGCGUGAGCGCAUUGCUUUGGGAGAAGAACAAGCUCAAACACAAGCAGAGCGAGACGAAGCGCUUGCAAGGCUUCAGGAGGCCGCCAACACUGCCGCUGCUUCUGCACAAGCUCCACAAAUGCGGGUCGUGAACGGCGUUGUGAUGCUUGAUCAUUCAUCUACACAGGUGGAUCGCAACGCACGAGCGCGCGAGGACGCCGAAGAACUUCAGGAAAUCGAAGAAGAUGAGCUCACAACCCGAGUCAAUCAAAUGUCCUGGAUCAAGGCCAAUCGCAAAGACCCGCGUGAGAGGACAAGCUGGGGCCCAACUCGUGCAGACCGGUGGUCGGAGGAGCAGACGGACAUGUUCUACGAUGCACUAAAAAUGUUUGGCACAGACUUCUUCAUCAUCAGCAAGAUGUUCCCUGGAAAAACGCGCGCGAAUGUGAAACGAAAGUUUGUUAAAGAAGAGCGGCUGGAUCCUGACCGCAUCAAGCGUGCUCUUAUCGGCGAGAGUGUUCCGAUGGACUUUGAAGAGUACAAGCGAAAGACCGGCAAAGACGACGAUUUCUUCCGUGACCCUGAGCAAUUGCGUCAAGAGCUGGCCCAAGAGACGGAGCAACAGAGACAGGAGGUGGAGGAAGCACAGGCAAGAUAUGCCGAGCAGCAGAGGCAGCGCAAGCUGGCCAAACAAGGCGGUGCAGAUGUCGACGGCGAGGAGGGUGAGGGUGGCAAGAAAGGAAGGAAGAAGAAGGGCGAAGGCAAGAAGGGUAAGAAAAGCAAGGCGCCGAUCGGUGGUGAGGAGAUCGAAGUGGUUGAGUUUGAGGGCGACGAGCUUGAACACCGAAGAUGA
This is a messenger RNA of Lasiodiplodia theobromae, 1203 nucleotides long. Its product is annotated as SANT domain DNA binding protein. Gene Ontology annotation, molecular function: TFIIIC-class transcription factor complex binding. The coding region runs from base 1 to 1203 and encodes 400 amino acids. NCBI's taxonomy places the organism in Eukaryota, Fungi, Ascomycota, Dothideomycetes, Botryosphaeriales, Botryosphaeriaceae. The transcript has a single exon. Gene Ontology annotation, cellular component: transcription factor TFIIIB complex. Gene Ontology annotation, biological process: RNA polymerase III preinitiation complex assembly. The record is from RefSeq and is a predicted model, not a curated record.